AUGAGUAAUACCGAGUUACAAACCAUCACCAUUGCCGAAUCGGCGCGAGCCCCAAGCUUACGAAACCAUGCUCAAUCUUCGCCGGUUCAUCGAGCUAUGGAGGAUGAGGGUCCAGGUGACGGAAGAGCAGAACAGGAACUGGCGCCUGUAGAUGGAGGAGGUGCUGCCUGGAGACUACUCUGUGCUGCUUUUGUAUUUGAGACGUUGCUCUGGGGCUUCCCACUUUCGUUCGGUGUCUUUCAAGAAUACUAUAGUAGAGUGCCAGAAUUUGCCAAUAAUAGGUACAUUUCCGUGGUGGGCACAAUAGCAUCCGGCUUUGGUUAUCUCGGUGCACCAGUCGUGAUGCCUUUCAUUCAGCGGUAUCCGUGGUGGCAGCGACAGAUGAUUUGGGUUGGCUGGCCAAUCUGCAUUCUGGGACUGGUCCUAGGAUCUUUUGCUUCUACUUUAGAGGUCCUUAUCCUCACGCAAGGUGUGGCUUACGGCCUCGGCUUUCUGAUAUUCUACUAUCCCAUUCUCAGCAUGGUUAACGAGUAUUGGAUCGCACGCCGCGGCAUGGCUUACGGUAUCCUUUGUGGUGCAUCCGGGGUCUCAGGUUCCAUUAUGCCGUUCGUGCUACAAGCACUGUUAGCCAACUACGGAUAUCGAACGACACUUCGCAUUGUGGCCGUGGCACUCACGCUUCUUACUGGACCCUUGAUCCCUUUCCUGAAGGGCCGUCUGCCUCCCUCAGAGCGCGCUACAAUUCCUAGAAUGAAUUGGACCUUCUUUCGGAGCCCUUUAUUUUGGGUGUACUCGUUGUCGAACCUGCUGCAAGGAUUUGGUUACUUUUUCCCAUCUUUAUAUCUUCCCUCCCAUGCCGCCUCCCUCCAGCUCGGCGAAAGAAGCGGUCCUCUCCUUCUCGCACUCAUGAGUGUUUCUCAAGUUGGUGGCCAGUUUAUUUUCGGCUUUUUAUCUGACCGCAAGGUACCAAUCAAUGUCCUAGCCUGUUUGUCGACCGCAGUUGCAGCAGUUGCUUCCCUCACUCUGUGGAAACUGGCCACUUCGCUACCGCCUUUAAUUGUUUUCACUCUGCUAUAUGGAUUUUUUGGUGCUGGGUUCACGGCCACCAGGGCUCGCAUGAGUACUGCUAUUACUGAUGAUGCAACUUCUAUGCCAAUCGUCUUCAGUCUCUUGAACUUUGGCAAAGGUGUCGGGAAUGUACUUGCUGGGCCUAUUGGAGGUCUUCUUAUGUCGGCCUCGAAGCCCACUGCUGAAGCAGUUCCAUUUCCACUUCACUGGAUCAUCAUUUUUACUGGCGUUUGUAUGUUCGCCAGCGCUGCUGUCAUCGUUCUGCAGUAUAUUAAGAGAUAA
This is a messenger RNA of Clonostachys rhizophaga, 1350 nucleotides long. Lineage: Eukaryota; Fungi; Ascomycota; Sordariomycetes; Hypocreales; Bionectriaceae. The record is from the annotation of a GenBank genome assembly.